Sycon ciliatum is the source of this 895-nucleotide messenger RNA. RefSeq names its product hormone-sensitive lipase-like. The coding region runs from base 1 to 756 and encodes 251 amino acids. Lineage: Eukaryota; Metazoa; Porifera; Calcarea; Leucosolenida; Sycettidae. The transcript is spliced from 3 exons. Gene Ontology annotation, molecular function: triacylglycerol lipase activity; sterol ester esterase activity. Gene Ontology annotation, cellular component: cytosol. The record is from RefSeq and is a predicted model, not a curated record. Gene Ontology annotation, biological process: triglyceride catabolic process.
AUGCAGAGCUAUCUAAGCCACUGGGCCAACCAGCUCAACGUUCCCGUGGUGUCCGUUGACUACAUGACGGCCCCCGAGCACCCGUACCCACGUGCCGUCAACGACUGUUUCUACGCGUACGCCUGGGUGCUGAGGAACGCCACCAGCCUGGGCACCACUGCCGAGAAAGUCAUCCUGGCCGGCGACUCGGCCGGAGGUAACUUUGUCUUCGGAGUGGCAUUCCUCGCUGCGCAGUACCAGCUUCGGAAGCCAUGUCUGGUGCUGGGCGCGUACCCUGCUCUGAAAAUCUCACUGGAUCUGUCACCGGCACGCUGCCUAAGCGUAAUGGAUCCGCUGUUACCCAUUGGAACGCUGCGGGCAUGUUUGAAUGCGUACCGGGGGAGUGGCAGCACGCCAGAGUAUCACCCGAACACCGGUCACCUGUCACAGCUGCAGUCGGGCAUCCACCAACGUCAUGCCACCAUCCUGAAUGCUUCGCCGGCCUACCUCUCUCCACUGCUGGCCAGUGAUGAGAUGCUGCACAGCUUACCAUUGGUUGCAUUGCUGCCAAGUUCAUUUGACCCACUCUUGGAUGAUUCCAUCGUCAUGGCGCGUCGUCUGCACGCACUCGGCAAGGAUGUGACACUACGCCCAUUCGACGGAAUAUCCCAUGGCUUCCUCAACUUCCACGCAGUCAGCCGCUUGGCGCAGCAAGCCACCGACGUGUGCAUUGAGUUGAUGGACGCAGCAAUCAAGCAACACGACCAAGAUGUUUAGUCGUGAUACAAGUAGUCCCUAUUGCAGUACGAGAUGUCACCACUCAUGCGUUCUCAGUGCAGCACCGGACAUUUGCCCAUUGGCACUCAUUUUACGAGUAUUGAACUAUUUAAAAAAAAUACUUAAGUAAGGUCCAUAA